AUGGACACAAAGGCAAGCGCGGAAUGCUGUUGUAGACCCAAAACAAUUAAGUUUCAGUUGUGCAGUGACAAUGCCGACUACUUCUCCAAAGCAAAUUCAUGGAGCGGCUAUAGUGAGCGUAUGGUCAACGUCUCGACGGAUAUUAAAGAGUGUGCGGGAAAACUGCGAAGUCUAGUGACGCAAUUACAAGACAUCGCUCCUAGCUAUGACUACGAUGAGAACACACCAGGAAACGGGUUUAGGUCAUUAGUAUGCAUCUGCGACACCACAGUGCUGCAUCUCAUCUCGCUUCAGAAGAGCGUCAGCGAGCAGCGUGGAUCAUUUGUUUUUCGCCUAGCACAUUACUGCAAAGAGCUGGAAGCCUUCACAAAAGUUGUUCAUUUCCUUAUCGACUCUUUACCAGUGUGCAUAGAAAAUCAAGCGUCCAUGCCGUCUCGGUCAUUAUUUCCACCGCUGGACGGGAACUACGAGAAAUACUAUGAAAUGUUGCGAGCACUAGAACAGCUGGAUGCAACGUGUUUCUAUGGGCGACCAUUGGGCUUUCAAUGCAUAGAAAAUCAAGCGUCCAUGCCGUCUCGGUCAUUAUUUCCACCGCUGGACGGGAACUACGAGAAAUACUAUGAAAUGUUGCGAGCACUAGAACAGCUGGAUGCAACGUGUUUCUAUGGGCGACCAUUGGGCUUUCAAUUCUCACCUUCUGUAAAUAGGAUAUUCCGAGUGAUAGGUAUCGUACUUGCGUCCUACAGUUUAUCAUGGGAAAAAGGACAUGGUCCGAUCGGCUCAAUAAUAAAUACGGGUCGAUUUUUUCUUAGUCCAGAACAGCGAGCAUCACGAAUCGUCAAGGUUACAAAAGAAGCGGAUAUCGACUUUUGUAAGGGAUUCUGGAAUCUGGCGGAAUUGAGCAACAACAUGCCAAAAUGGUUCAGUCCGAAUAUGGCCGUUAAUGAAUUACGCGAGAUCAAUUGGGUGGGUCCCAUCACUUUGGAGACCACUCAAGGCGGUAAAGUGAAAAUACCUGAACCAACAGCACAUACGGGACCACGUCCAGUACAAAUACGUAUCCUAUCACCUGUACACCGACCUCACAUGUCUCCAACGGGUAGUUCAAAUCAGCAACCAGCCUCACCUUAUAUUGUAUUUCAUUGCCAUGGUGGAGGAUACGUCGCCACGUCAAGUAAAUCGCAUGAGACCUACCUCCGAAUGUGGGCAAAGCUUUUGAAUUGUACGGUGGUAUCAGUGGAAUACUCCUUAGCGCCGGAGAAUCCAUUCCCACGGCCCACUGAAGAAGUAAUGUUUGCAUAUGCUUGGAUCAUCAAUAAUCCACAUUUAGUCGGUUGGACUGGCGAGAAAAUGUGUAUGGUUGGCGAUUCAGCUGGUGGUAACUUGAUAAUGUCAGUGAAUCUUCGACUUAUUGAAUUGGACGUGAAAAAGAAGCCAGAUGGUAUCGUCCCCGUAUACACACCUUUUUUAUUUCAGUAUCUACCUUCGCCGUCUCGAUUAUUGAGUGUAAUGGAUCCUCUUCUUCACAUGGGCGUUGUUCUGCGAUGUGUUGCCGCAUACACCGGAGGUCAUGGCAGCUUUCAAAAGAACGAAGAAAACCAAGAUAAUGCUGGCCAUAAAUCCUUGCAGGAGUACGUGGAACAAGUACAGAAAUCGCAACGAUUUGAUUUUGCGAACGUGAAAGAUCCCAAUGAGCAAAUACUACCGACCGAACCCGGCUCCUUUUUCGUAGACAAAGAAAAGCACGAACGGAUUGCUGAAGAUGAUGUCGAAGAGGAUGGUAGCGAGGAGGACGAGGACACGCGGAGUGUGAGCAGUGUUCAUAUCGGCUCUGAUCCCCUGCAUAUACAACUUUCCUCCACAAUCUUCGAUAAUCAACUGCUAAACUACCUCAUCAAACAUCCCACAACUAAAGACUCCUUGACAAUGGUUGACGAGAACGGUGAAGUGGUCGAAGACAUCGACGAAGGCCUUAUGGCAAAUCCAUCAGUACACGACGAGAAGGAGAGGAAACGACCGGGUCUUCUGAAUGUCAUCAGUGGUGCAGCUUCGAACACUGUCCCAAACACGCCAUGUGAAGGUCGAGGCGGGAUCAUCAGCAGCACGUCAUCGAACAAUUUUCAGAACCAGGCUUCUCAGGUGUUGUUUGCACGUCCACUACUCAAGCUCCUACCAGAUACCGGCUAUGAUUUGUCGCAUAAGGAUUCUUCACAAAGUCUUGCUGACACAGCUGUUCUAGCAGCAGGACACGCCCUCGACAAUUUGCAGGAUUGGUUUGAAAAGCCUAGCAAAGAGAAGCAAAAGCUCGAUCGAACCGUUUCAUACGGAACGACUAGAAAAGGAGGUAUUUUUGAAGAAGGCUUUGAGCCAUGCGUACGUAAGUCGUUCAUAUUGGACCUGUUGAGUAAGAGCUCUGUGCCACGUGAUCCGUUGAUAUCGCCAAUGUACGCAACCGAUGAAGUCAUACGACAAUUGCCACCAGUUUAUUUUGUGGUGAUAAUUUCAUUCAAGGCUUGUCAUCUGGAUCCGCUUCUGGAUGACACAAUCGCUUUCGCUCAACGGGUUCAAGCGGCCGGCGGCCGAGUUGCGUCCGUGGACCUGCUGCCUGCUGUUCCACAUGGUUUCCUCAACUUCACUUUAAUGUCUCCAGAAUGUCGUCGUGGUGCCAAGAUCUGUUUGCAACGAAUCAAGGAAGCACUUGGUUACGUGGAAAAUUCGGUGAUUUAG
Molecule: messenger RNA, 2727 nt
Organism: Ostertagia ostertagi
Lineage: Eukaryota; Metazoa; Nematoda; Chromadorea; Rhabditida; Trichostrongylidae
Source: the annotation of a GenBank genome assembly